AUGGAAAAAGAAAGGUCAUUGAGUUCUUUCAUGCAAAUGAGGGAUAGCUUAGGGGUUUGGAAGUUACUGUUCAGAAGACCACUUCUUGCUUGGGAGGAAGAUGAGGUUAGUAGGUUGCAAGUAUUGAUAAGAGAUGCUCUUGGGCUUAAUAUGGGGCUGAAGGACUUUAUUAGGUGGAAUGCAUCCCUGGAUGGUCAGUUUACUGUGGCAGGAAUAAGAGAAUGGUAUGAGUCGAAUCAAGGUCCAAGAUUGCAGGUCCCUAGGUUGAUUUGGAAAGGUGUAGCUCCACCAAAACCUCAGUUCUUGAGUUGGUUGGCAUGGAGAGGAAGGGUGAAAACAAUUGGUAUGUUAAAGAGGUUUAGGGCUGUGAGUAGCAGUGUAGAGAAUCUAUGCCCUUUCUGUAAGCUGGAAGAAGAAUCAGUAGAUCAUAUUCUAUUGCAGUGCUCUAUGGUUUGGAAGGUUUGGUCCUCUCUGCUGAAUUGGUGGGGCUUAUCUUGGGUCACACCUGCUACUGUUGAUGGAGUGCUGCUAUGGUGGCUAGGAACACAAUUCAAGAAGACAGUUAAGAAGAUUUGGCGGCUUGUACCAGUUGCAAUGCUGUGGUUAGCAUGGAGGUUAAGAAAUGACUGUGUUUUUCAUGAGAGGCAACCGAACUUGGAGAAGCUUGGUGAAAUUAUAAAGGUAAGGAUUGGGUUGUGGGUGAAGUCUGGGUUGCCUGCGAUCCCUUAUUCAGUGCAUGAUUUUGUGGAGAAUUUGAAUCAGCUGUUGGAUUGGACUCUCUCUAAUCUUGGGCAAUGUGUUGGCAUAUGA
This is a messenger RNA of Camellia sinensis, 810 nucleotides long. RefSeq lists its product as uncharacterized. The record is from RefSeq and is a predicted model, not a curated record. Lineage: Eukaryota; Viridiplantae; Streptophyta; Magnoliopsida; Ericales; Theaceae.